GGGGUGGGCCCACCACGGAGGUAUGAAAGCCCUCCUGCCCUGACCCUGAGGCAGAGUCUGCAUGGGGGCCCUGGAGCUGGAGGGCCGGGGGAGGAGGCCCCAGGGGAGGGGCUGCUUCCUGCUGGCUGUGGCAGGGGCCACCUCCUUGGUGACCCUACUGCUGGCAGUGCCUAUCACCAUCCUGGCUGUGCUGGCCUUGGUGCCCCAGGAGCAGGGAGGACUGCCCAAGCAGGUCCCAGAGGCAGCUGAUCCUGGGGCCCAGGCCCAACAAGGAGUAGGGUUUCAGCAGCUGCCAGGGCAAGGGGACAGGGAGGUGGAGGACGAUGUGGACCUCAGCACUAGGCUGCCCGCUGCCCACAUCAUAGGCUCUUGGAUGAAGGGACAGGGACUAGGCUGGGAGGCGAACAAAGAAGAAGCUUUUCUGCGGAGCGGGACGCAGUUUUCGGGCGCAGCCGGGCUGGCGCUCCCGCAGGACGGCCUCUACUACCUCUACUGUCACGUCGGCUACCGGGGCCGGGCGCCCCCUGCCGGCGGGGACCCCCGCGGCCGCUCGGUGGUGGUGCUGCGCAGCUCGCUGUACCGCGCAGGGGGCGCCUACGGGCCGGGCGCGCCGCAGCUGCUGCUCGAGGGCGCCGAGACCGUGACCUCCGUGGUGGACUGGGACGGCAGGCGCGAGUACGGGCCGCUGUGGUACACGAGCGUGGGCUUCGGCGGCCUGGUGCAGCUCCGGAGGGGCGAGAGGGUGUACGUCAACAUCAGUCACCCGGAUAUGGUGGACUACAGGAGAGGGAAGACCUCCUUCGGGGCCGUGAUGGUGGGGUGAAGGUUGGCCCCCCCGCCACCGUGACCGUAAGAACAGUCUGCAGGAGGAGAGUGGAAAUAAAGAGUGUGAAAUUGCUGUGCCGA
This is a messenger RNA of Ochotona curzoniae (black-lipped pika), 906 nucleotides long. RefSeq names its product lymphotoxin beta (gene LTB). Gene Ontology annotation, molecular function: CD40 receptor binding; tumor necrosis factor receptor binding. The coding region runs from base 62 to 823 and encodes 253 amino acids. The record is from RefSeq and is a predicted model, not a curated record. Gene Ontology annotation, biological process: immune response. The transcript has 4 exons. Lineage: Eukaryota; Metazoa; Chordata; Mammalia; Lagomorpha; Ochotonidae. Gene Ontology annotation, cellular component: membrane.